Messenger RNA from Echinostoma caproni, 876 nucleotides. Lineage: Eukaryota; Metazoa; Platyhelminthes; Trematoda; Plagiorchiida; Echinostomatidae. The record is from the annotation of a GenBank genome assembly.
AUGGGCAUACGAACACUCAGACUGCUCAAACAAGCCGGAGUAUUAAAAUCCAGCGAUGCCAAUUACGGUCAGAUGGGUGAAGCGGCAGAACCGAUGGUCAACGCGGACGGGACCCCGGUCAUGAAAGAGCAAAAAACGUACCAGGAUGACACGUGCAAGGGGCGAUGUCUGUACUACGCGUGUUGUCGAUGCUCGAAACGAUACUACACUGCAUGGUUGUCCAGUCUGGGCUUUAUGAUCACAUUCGGUAUUCGGUGCAACAUGGCAUGGGCCAUGCUGAGCAUGCAAGCACGACACAAGAAUUUUACGCAACAUCUGCAUAUGAUGGGACACGGACAUCAUCUGACUCCACCGAAUGCCACACAUCACGUGUCACAUCACCUGGGCAAUGGUGUACAUUCAGAUCCCGGUCACGUGGUCGACCUGGCCGGUAUUUUGAAUGUGACUACGGGAACUUCGUACCCGGCGUGUCAUGGGAUAUGGCGUUAUUGGGCUCCACCACUGGAACGAUCUCGCUUGGCCACUAUAGCAUUUUGCGGUUCCUACGCUGGGGCAGUGCUUGGCCUGUCGCUAUCGGGUCUGUUGGCUGAAAAACUUGGAUGGCAAGCCCCAUUCUACACAUACGGCUGUCGUCUCGAGGUAAAUCUCCGUCCAAAUGGCUCCUACAAAGCAAACUGCUGCAAAUCCACGGGAGACAAGGCUUCCCGCAAACAGCUGGCCACAAAGACAGCUAGCAACAGCGCACCCGUCACUGGUGUUGUGAAGAAACCGCAUCGCUACAGGCACGGGGCUGUCGCGCUUCGUGAAAUCCGUCGCUACGAAAAAAGCACGGAAUUGUUGAUUUGCAAACGGUCGUUCCAACGUCUUGUCCCUUAG